ACCUCGUGCGGCAUGAAGUUGAAGCAAGUGCAUGGACAAGAGUGAUGCCAGAGGCCAACGACACUCCCUGAGAGGACGAAUGUGUCCGAGAUCACGAUUUCAAUCGGCGUUGCUACUUCGACCGAGUUGGUCCUUUCAUAACAGGGGAUAUGAUUACGAGCUCGAAAUAGCUCGGUCGGCAGGAUUUCGACUCUAAUUUUAGGAGUCGUUUCGGCAAGCGGAGCAGAGCUCGCUUUGGUGGUCCGAAGGGACGCAGUCGUCGCGGCGUCCGCGCCUUCCUUCAGCGCGCGUGAUUGUGGCGGUGGCCAACAUGCCAGACGUCAAGUUUAUACGGUUCACCCGGAUCUCGCCGUCCAUGGUCACGAUGGCCGACACGAUUCGAUUCAAGUCGCACACGACCGUGAAAAACGUGGCGGUGAUCCGGUACCACCCGCUCACGGCGCGGUUCGUGGGCCAGCCCAAGCUCGAGCAGCUGUACAUGGAGAAGGCCGCCAAGGAGUGGUCGCCGCGAUCGUUUCGCAUCGUGUGUGUGUUUCUCCUGCUCUACUUCAUGACGAUCUCGCCCAACUUGUACAACCUCAUUUCGCCCGACGACGUUGUCCGGGACAAGUCGAAAACGUACUUUUUGUACGUGUUCCCGGCCAUGAUUCCGAUUCCGAUCAUGCUGUGGGUGUCUACACUCAAACGAUUCAAGUCGCACUUUCACAACAUUUACGCCGUGGUCGUGACGUGCUGGACCUUCUCCAUCAUCGGCGGCGGCAUGUACUCGAUGCUGCACGAGUGGAAGCUGUACGUCCAAGAUGACGUGACCAAGCUCCUCAACUACACGCACUUUCUCAACGCAACCGACGUCUUUACGAUCUCGCACGACGACGAAGCCUGGCCAUAUCCGUCGUACACUGGCACCGGCCGCGACAUUCUGUUCGACUACAUGGGUGACGUCCUCCUGCCCGCGGCCACGAUGAACAUCAACCUUCUCCGCAUGGUGCUCGUGUCGAUUUUCAUUCCGCUCUUGCGCAUUGGGUCCAUGCAGUCCGCCGUGGUGAGCGUAGUCACAACGCUGGCGUACACGAUCUUGACGGUGCUCGUGUACCCGACGACGUCCAACAAGUACUUCAACACGAACAAGAUCUUGGUGUUUUGCUUUCCGCUGCUGUUUUCGAUCAUCAUGUUGCUGCAGAACCGCGACAUGGAGCGCAUGCUCCGCGUCGAAUUCUUGCAAAUGCACGAGAAGGAGCAGGAAGCUGAGAUUGCCAAGAAGCAGCGGGAAGUGUUUGCCGAAGAGAACAAGAACCUCAAGCAGGAACUCAAGAAGCAGCAGGACUACCUGGAGAACCCCAUCGAUCUCGAAAGCCCCGUGCACAAGAUCAUCUCGGACCUGAGGGCGCUCCAGGACGAGAGCAACUUUACCGACGCCCAGGCGUUCCGCAUGGCAGCAAUCGUGUCGGCGCUCAGCCGCCUCGACACGAAUUUGUUCACGCCCGACAUUUCGACUCAAAUGGCCAACUCCGACUCGGAAGUCGACAAAGACACAAAGAACUGGGCGAUUUCGGUGCUGGGCAAGAAAGAGUACAACCCGACAAGUCGGCUCUCGAACGCGGCCAACGUGAUGGCGUCGGCCACCAACGCCGGUAGCGUCGGCGGCACGGGCAGCAACCACAUCGAUGUCCGUUCCAAGUCGAGGGACCACAUCUAUGGCGAAGCCGUCGUUGCACUCGAGCACAUGCCCCAUCUGGACACGGCGAUGCUGGCGACAGUCGUCUCCACCGUGCAAAAGGAAGGCUGGAACACGGACGUGUUUACGCUCGACACGAACGGGCGGCCGCUCUUUGUGCUCGCGACCGCGCUCUUUGAGCACUACAACUUUUACGACGACGUCAAGGUCGAUCGCAUCGCGAUGAAAAACUUUAUGUACUGCAUCGACAACGGCUACGUUGGCAACCCCUACCACAACGUGUUUCACGCGGCAGACGUGAUGAAUUCGGUCAACUAUUUGAUCGCGCAGCUCCAGAACGGAUACAUUCGGUCGCUGUUGACCGUGAAUGAGUUCUUUGCCGCCCUCGUCGCGGCCGCGAUCCACGACUACAAACACCCUGGAAAGAGCAACAACUUUAUGAUCAAGGCGCGGCACCGCCUCGCUAUGCAGUACCACGACAAAUCGGUCCUGGAAAACAUGCACCUGGCCGAGUCGUUCUUGCUCACGCAGGACAACCCGAACUGCGACAUCUGGGCCCGCAUGAAGGACAAGUCGUACCGCGAGAUGCGCAAAGCCAUCAUUGAAAUGGUGCUUGCCACCGACCUGAGCAUGCACUUGCAGCUUGUCGGAAGCCUCAAAUCGAUGAUCAUCUCGGACGAAAAACACGACAUCGCGAACGACCCGAUGGUCCUCAUGCGGGUCGUAGUCAAGUGUGGGGACAUCGGGCAUUCGGCCAAGUCGGUCAAGCUGCACGGUCUGUGGUCGUCGCUGAUCGUGGAAGAGUUCUUUCUCCAAGGCGACGCCGAGCGGGACUCAGCGACCGAGGUGUCGCCGUUCAUGGAUCGGUGGGCUGAAAACAGCGCCAAGAACCAAAUCGGGUUCUUCGAGUUUAUCGUGCUUCCGUUCUUCGACACGGUGUCGCAGGUCGUGUUCCAAGACAGCUUUCGACCAAUCCACAUGUCGACCAAGCGGAAUUACGCGCUGUGGAAGGAAGCCGCAUCGCGCAACAUGACGUCGAUUGCCGCCAUCAGGGAAGACCUCUUUUCCGAUGACAACGCGCCGGCCGAGACGUUGUGACCCCCCGCCUCCAUAGUUUUCAGUUAGACGAUUCCAUAUCAAACCAAAGUGCCAGUCCGUUGUCCCACGAUGCCGACAUGCGUCUUCGGCAUCGUGAUCGAGUUCUCAA
Molecule: messenger RNA, 2882 nt
Organism: Aphanomyces invadans
Lineage: Eukaryota; Oomycota; Saprolegniomycetes; Saprolegniales; Verrucalvaceae
Exons: 5
Coding region: 311-2773 (820 amino acids)
Biological process (GO): signal transduction
Molecular function (GO): 3',5'-cyclic-nucleotide phosphodiesterase activity
Source: RefSeq, a predicted model, not a curated record